Molecule: messenger RNA, 680 nt
Organism: Capsicum annuum
Lineage: Eukaryota; Viridiplantae; Streptophyta; Magnoliopsida; Solanales; Solanaceae
Exons: 4
Coding region: 137-409 (90 amino acids)
Source: RefSeq, a predicted model, not a curated record
UCACCUACACCUCAUUCUAAAACUCUUAUGUCACGUGUGACCCAAACCCCCGGUUAAUUUCCCUAGUUUAUGAAUAAUUUAGCCAAAUCACAUAUGUUUCAGAGUUAUAAAACUGUAAAAUUGCCAUAAAGAAACAAUGGGAGGAACACACGUAAUGAAGAGAAUUCCACGCAUUAAAUUUCCUCGACGACACCCAAAACCUUCUUCUGGUUCCACACAACAGAACUCACAACAUAUGAAAACUUCUUCAACUGAUGAUGUUCCUCGAACAUUCUUCUCAAGAUCCCCAUCUAGCACGGCUGUUGCAGGGAAGGCUUCUGACCAACCUAAAAGAACACCGGUGUCUCAGGAGGAAAUUGAGGCCAUAUGUUGGUUGGCUGCAACUAAUUUUGAGGCAAAGAUGUGCUGACAGAGGACAUAGUUUUCAACGUCUGGCUUACAUUUGGGUGAUUUCUUUUGCAUGUAUGGUGUAUAACUGUCGCAGUUUUCUGGAAUUAUAAGUGUAUUCUGCAAAUGUUGUCUUUGAUUAAUGAUCAUUAAACAUGGGAGGUUAAUGUGAUUGGCUUUGCUACCCCAUUCCAUUUUUAAGCAUUAUUGAACCCUUUGAUAAAGAAUGUAAACAUUUGCACACUAUUAGGCAUGAUAUAAUUCUGGUCUAUCAGCUUGGAUAUUUGUCAAGA